Molecule: messenger RNA, 705 nt
Organism: Ailuropoda melanoleuca (giant panda)
Lineage: Eukaryota; Metazoa; Chordata; Mammalia; Carnivora; Ursidae
Product: olfactory receptor 1J4
Exons: 1
Biological process (GO): G protein-coupled receptor signaling pathway
Cellular component (GO): membrane
Molecular function (GO): olfactory receptor activity; G protein-coupled receptor activity
Source: RefSeq, a predicted model, not a curated record
AUAGUUCCAAAGAUGCUCAUGAACAUGCAGACUCAGCACUUAUCCAUCCCCUAUGUGGGGUGCAUUUCUCAGUUGUAUUUUUUCAUAGUUUUUGGUUGUCUUGAUAACUUCCUUCUUGCAGUGAUGGCAUAUGACAGGUAUGUGGCCAUCUGUCAGCCACUCCACUACACCACUGUCAUGAGGCAGGAGCUGUGUAUCUCAUUAGUAGCUGGGUCCUGGUUCUUCUGUUGCAUCCAUGCCCUGUUGCACACCCUCCUCUUGGUCCAACUGCCCUUCUGUGCUAAUAACACCAUCCCCCACUUCUUCUGUGACCUCACUGUGCUCCUGAAGAUAAGCUGCUCAGACAUCUCUCUCAAUGAGCUAGUCAUCUUUACUGAAGGAGGAAUGUUUUUCAUCCUGCCUUUGAGUAGUAUCUUGGGCUCAUAUAUUCGUAUAGGGACAACUGUCCUGAGGAUCCCCUCUACUAAGGGUCUCUUUAAAGCCUUUUCUACCUGUGGCUCCCAUCUUUUUGUGGUGUCUCUAUACUAUGGGACACUUGCAGGUGUUUACUUUUUCUCCUCAUCAUGGGACUUCAAAGACAAAGACAUAAUUGCUUCAGUCAUGUAUACAGUAGUUACCCCUAUGUUGAACCCCUUCAUCUAUAGCCUGAGGAACAAAGAUAUAAAACAGGCCCUAGAAAUAUUUGUCAAGAGGGAUAACUUUUAA